AUGUCGUGGCAAACAUAUGUUGAUGAUCAUUUGAUGUGUGACAUUGAGGGCCAUGAAGGCCACCGCCUAACCGCCGCCGCCAUCAUCGGCCAUGACGGUUCUGUUUGGGCUCAGAGCGCCACCUUCCCUCAGUUCAAGCCAGAGGAGAUAAAUGGAAUUACGACAGAUUUCAAUGAACCUGGUCAUCUUGCACCAACAGGACUAUAUCUUGGAGGAACAAAGUAUAUGGUGAUUCAAGGGGAGGCUGGAGCUGUCAUCCGUGGAAAGAAGGGAUCUGGCGGUAUUACCAUUAAGAAGACUGGUCAAGCACUAGUUUUUGGUAUCUACGAGGAGCCUGUAACUCCAGGACAAUGCAACAUGGUUGUUGAGAGGUUGGGAGACUAUCUCAUUGAUCAGGGCCUGUAG
Fraxinus pennsylvanica is the source of this 405-nucleotide messenger RNA. The record is from the annotation of a GenBank genome assembly. Lineage: Eukaryota; Viridiplantae; Streptophyta; Magnoliopsida; Lamiales; Oleaceae.